AGGUCUCGCCCUGGAUCGAGCUUUGGCGGAAGACGCAGAGCAUGACCACUUUCGGUGACAAGGUGCGGGCACUCGCCUACGGCCCCGGCUGGACCCCCGGAAAACCGCGCCUCGGGGAUCCCGCCGACCUGCCUGACGUGCGAGGACGCGAGAAGCUCCAGCUGUCCCUCCCGUCGUGGUUCUCGGCGUACAUGCUGGUCAACAGCGCCCUCAUCUUCUUCUCCUACUUCGAGAUGAUGGGCAGGCUGAAGAACCUGGGAACCUGGCCUCCUCUGGUGAACCUGGCCUACAUAUUCUUUUCGUACACCGCCCUCGGGGGCUUAUAUGAAGGGCGUCUCUACGGCGCGAUUCUGGAGCUCGUGCGCCUCCUGACUUUCUUCGCGCUGUCCUACGUGAACCCGUUGUUCGGCGGAGCCGCCUCCCUGAAGAUGGUAUCGUGGGUCAACCUCCUCAGUGUGUUCUUAUGGCCUGCCGUGGCGGUCUUUACCUGCAGACGAGCCGAGAAGGCCAUGACUCCGGAAGGCCCAGGCGAGGACGUCAAGGCCAAAGAUCACUGAACGACGCGCGAGAACGGCAGCUGUUUGCAGAGCCUGAUUUCGAGGUUAUUAUUCCCCUUGCUUCACAGGUCAUGUUGAAAGUUCAACGGCUGUUUAUGUGUCUUUUUUCUCUGCGGAGGCCUCGGGC
Messenger RNA from Penaeus monodon (black tiger shrimp), 684 nucleotides. RefSeq names its product alkylglycerol monooxygenase-like. Gene Ontology annotation, cellular component: endoplasmic reticulum. Lineage: Eukaryota; Metazoa; Arthropoda; Malacostraca; Decapoda; Penaeidae. The coding region runs from base 42 to 557 and encodes 171 amino acids. The transcript has 3 exons. The record is from RefSeq and is a predicted model, not a curated record.